GACAGCAUUUAAUGUUGAUACUUAAGUCUAUGAUUUAAAAGUCAAUGCCAAGAAAAUUUAUCUUUUAAAAUUUCUCCUGGAUCUCCUUCCAAAAUUUACUGUACUUUAUGAUUUAUGGGAAAUAAGUAUUCAAGAGCUGUCAAUAUAAACGCCAAUUUAAAUAUUUCUGUAACAUAUAAAUAUAUGGAAAUUAUUGAAAGGAUAAAAUAUUUUUACAAAAAUUGUAUUAAUCAACCUUUUAUAGAUAAGGCUUAUAUAUUAAACAUUAAUCCAAUUGAAAUAUUUUCAAUAUGGUCUCAAACGGAUAUUGUUAUAAUGGAAAAAACGAAAUAUUGUAUAACAGCAAAGUUAAAUAUUAGCAAGCAGACUUUUGAACACUCUCACCCCACAGAUAUAACAAAUGAAUUAAUUUUCUCGUUUUCGCCAUCUGGUAAAUAUUAUGCAAAUGUUCACAAAUCAAGCAUUAAUGAUGUCCAAACCUACAUAAUAAAUAUAUGGAAUGAAUAUAAAAAAUUUACAAGCUAUGAUAUGAAGUUGUAUAAUGAUGCUUUAAUUCAUACUAAAAAUAUUUUUGGUUGUUUGAAAUGGAAUUCUGAAGAAAAUAGAAUUUUAUACAUUUCAGAAAAAAAAAUUGUUCCAUAUAAGCCCUUAGUUGAUAUUGAAAAUCAGAUUAUUAAAGAAAAGGAUGUUUUUAAUGAAGAAUAUUUAUACAAAGAAGGUUAUGGAGAAUGCUUAAAUGAUGUAAUUGACCCAACAUUAAAUGUGUUGAAUAUAAAUCUUACAAGUUGUAACAUGGAUAUCGAGGAAAUUAAAAGAAAUUCAUUUCAAAUUAAAAUACCGCAACACUUGGCCCCUGCCUCAGCAUGUUGGCGCCCUAAUAUAGAUGGUCAAAAGUUAGAAACGAUAGUUUUUAUUGGCUAUGAUAAAUUGCCCUUCAAAAGAGGAAUUAUAUUUAUAACCACUAGGAAAAAUAUUUUAUGCAAUGUCACAUUUGAUCCAUCAAACGAGGAAUUAACAACCUUUGUUGAAUUAGACCGAGAGGGCGCCUUUAGAUGUCCCGGAUUUACAGAAAAUGGUAAACUACUGAUUUAUUUCGAGGAUGUAUGUGAAGGCCCUCAUCACACUUCUAGUAGGAUAUGGGUUAUGGAUUGGAACACCAAAUCUAAAAUUUUGAUUAUCGAUUGGUCACCAAAAAUGGAUAAACAUUACCCUAAAAAUUGGCCUCCAGGUUUUAACGGUAUUUACAACUCCGACGACCUGAAUGAACCUGCGAAAAAUCCUGGAUUUAGCUGUUAUCUUAACAAGGAAACUUGUUCUUCCAUUUCUUUGAUACUUUCGUCCACCUGCGGUUUCAAGAAAGCUAUAAUUAUGAUCAAAUGCAAGAAUUUAUGUUUCGAUGGAAUUGGAAAUCCACUCUACGAUCCAAAUAUUCAUACCAAUAUUGAGAUAUUAACUAAAGAAUUCCAAGAGGAUGGCAGCUGGACCUUUCUGGACCGAAAGGACAAUGUCUUACUAGCUUCUUAUUCUAGUCCGAAUACUCCACCCAUUUUGAAAUACGCCAUUAUAGAAUUAGAAUCAACAGGCAGCCAUUUUUUAAAAUGGCGGGAUGUGAUUAGCAAUGACAAUGCUGAAAGCCCUUUUAAAGAUAUCAACUGGCAAGUAAUUGCGCUGGAACGUGAUAUUGACUUAUUUAACAGACAGAAAUUAGAUGAAAAACCUACCCAUUUCGAAUGCAUGUUACUGAUGCGUAAAGAUCAAACGCGUGAUAUAGAAAUCAAAACGCCGAACAUCUCCAACCUUAAAGGGUUGAUCGUUAUGCCACACGGAGGGCCUCAUUCAGGCUUUAUAACAAAUUGGAUGUAUCAAGUGGCUGCCUUCUGUAUGCUCGAUUACGCCGUUUUAUUGAUCAAUUACACAGGCUCAAGCGGAUAUGGAGACUAUGGCAUCUUCAGUUUGUUAGGUCAUAUUGGAACUAAAGAUGUUAUGGAUGUUCAAUUCGCGACUUUCCAUAUCUUAAAAAAAUAUCAUUCCUUGAUUGAUCCAACUAGAAUCCAUGCCUACGGUGGUUCACACGGAGGAUAUGUUGUGUUACAUUUAGCUGCUCAAUUUCCAAAUAUUUACAAAUCGAUUUCCUGCCGAAAUCCCGUGGUUAAUAUUCCAGUUAUGGCAUCGAUAUCGGAUAUUCCAGAAUGGAGCUAUGUCGAAAGUGGCUACGAAUAUCAAAUAAAAUUACCCAAUGUAUCUAAUCAAGAGAAUAUUAAUGAACAAAUGGAUAUCGCAAAACCAAAUGUUGAAAAUAAGUUGCUUUCGCUAUCAAGAAUGUACGAGCUUUCGCCCAUAUCGCAAGUUGACAAGAUAAAAUGUCCAAUUCUAUUCUUGCUGGGAGAACAAGACUUACGUGUUCCUUAUAUUCAGGGUAUUCAAAUGUACAGAGAAUUGAAAAGCAAUGGAAUUAACACCAGAGUUUACCUUUAUCCCGAUGGGCAUAAGCUAGACAAGCCAAAAUCCGAUUUUGAUGCAUUUAUUCGUAGCAUUUUAUGGUUUAAACAAUCAUAAUUAAUUAUAUUAAUAAAUUUUUUUUAAAUUGACAAUACAAAAAAAUUUCAUGUAUUUAAAAAUAA
Messenger RNA from Gordionus sp. m RMFG-2023, 2621 nucleotides. RefSeq names its product acylamino-acid-releasing enzyme-like. Gene Ontology annotation, biological process: proteolysis. Gene Ontology annotation, molecular function: serine-type endopeptidase activity. The transcript has 19 exons. Lineage: Eukaryota; Metazoa; Nematomorpha; Gordioida; Chordodea; Parachordodidae. The coding region runs from base 115 to 2556 and encodes 813 amino acids. The record is from RefSeq and is a predicted model, not a curated record.